AUGCCAGCUAAAGGUAAAUACUUCUUCAAUGGAAAUGAUGACUGCAGGAUAUCAGACCCGCUCUAUGAGAAGUAUCGCUAUACGAGCCAGCAGCACCCACUCCUGCUGUUGCUGCUCUUCAUUGCAAUCGUCUUCUGGACUACUCUGAUUAUAAUCUUCUUUGUCAUUGAUGAAGCUCGUAGUCAUCUUGCCUUCAUUGCUGCAGUCUGCACUGCUCUCGUCGUAUUUGCAAUCAUGUACUUACUUUUAUGUAUUGAAUCCCUGUUUCGGAGAUGGCUGACGUUAUUUGGAGUUAUGAUUUGGAUUUGCUUCUUAAUUGUAGGAUAUGUAUCUGUUUUUGAAAAAGAAAGUGAUUAUCAACUGUGGGAACAGGUGCCAUUUUUCCUAUUCAUAAUCUUCACCGUCUAUACCAUGCUACCCUUUGGGAUGAGAGGUGCUGUCAUAAUCAGUGUUCUUUCUGCUCUCUCCCAUAUUAUUGGUCUAAGCAUUGUGGUAAGCAUGACUUCUCAGGAAAGUAAGGAAUCCAUUCUAUUUCAGCUACUUGCCAAUGCUGUCAUUUUUCUUUGUGGUAACUUGAUGGGUGCAUUUCACAAACGCCAAAUGCAGGUUGCUUCGUGGGAUUUGUAUAGAUACACAUUAAAGUGCAUUCAGGUCCGAAUGAAAUUGAAGAUUGAAAAGAGGCAACAAGAAAAUUUGCUUUUAUCCAUACUACCAGCUCACAUCUCCAUGGAAAUGAAGCUAGCAAUCAUAGAGCGACUGAAGGAAACUAAUGAUAAUAGACAAAUGCAUGACAACAAUUUUCACAGUUUAUAUGUAAAAAGGCACCAAAAUGUUAGCAUUCUUUAUGCAGACAUUGUGGGAUUUACUCGGCUUGCCAGUGACUGCUCUCCUAAGGAACUAGUAGUGAUGCUGAAUGAACUUUUUGGAAAGUUUGAUCAGAUUGCAAAGGAGAACGAAUGCAUGAGAAUAAAAAUCCUGGGAGACUGUUACUACUGUGUCUCUGGCCUACCUGUGUCCUUACCAGUUCAUGCCAGGAACUGCGUUAAAAUGGGACUCGACAUGUGUGAAGCUAUAAAGCAGGUGAGAGAAGCCACGGGCGUGGAUAUCAAUAUGAGGGUUGGUAUUCACUCUGGGAACGUGCUGUGCGGUGUGAUCGGCCUCCGGAAGUGGCAGUAUGACGUCUGGUCGCACGACGUGUCCUUAGCCAACCGCAUGGAGUCCGCGGGCGUACCUGGCCGUGUACACAUCACUGAAGCAACCUUAAAUCACCUAGGCAAAGCUUAUGAAGUAGAAGAAGGGAAUGGACACCUCAGGGAUCCUUACCUUGAAUCCAUGAAUAUCAAAACCUACUUAGUGGUUGAUCCAAGGUCCAAACAGUGCCUAUCAAAUAAUCAUCUCCCUAAAACACGAGUUAACGAUGGGCUGAAGAUGCGAGCAUCUGUUCGGAUGACACGUUAUUUAGAGUCCUGGGGAGCAGCCAGACCCUUUGCCCACCUGAACCACAGAGAAAGUGUGAGCAGUGACUCCUCGAGUUGCCAAGGAAGGCGAAGAAAGGAUAUACCUUUGUGUUCCACUGGGCGCCAGAGAACUUCUGAUAGAAAUUCAUCUCAGAAGGGAAGGACAGAGGAAGAUAUAUAUGAUGAAAUGAUGUCAACAAUUGAGGGCCUCAGUUCAACCAAUCCGUGGUGUGGCAAGUCGGAUGACUUCUGUGGAUUUUCACUGAUUUUUGCUGAACCCGGUCUUGAAAAAGAGUAUCGCACCAUUCCUAUUUUAAAACUGAAGAGUUACUUCGCAUGUGCCAGUUUUGUGUUCGUCUGUAUAUUUCUGAUACAGAUGCUUAUAAUGCCCAAAACUGCAAAACUAGGAAUUUCCUUUGGCAUUGUUGCAGCCAUCAUUGUGCUUAUUUUGUUUGUGUGCUUUGCUGAGAAUUGCCUGAAGUGCUGCUCGGAGCAGUGGCCUUUCCUGCGCCGUCUUUGUGCUGUCUCGGAGAAGGUGGAAACAAAGCCUUUACUUAGGCUUCCGUUAGCGGUCAUCACCAUAGGAGCCUUGUUGAUCAUAGCCAUUUUUAAUCUG
Molecule: messenger RNA, 2073 nt
Organism: Apaloderma vittatum (bar-tailed trogon)
Lineage: Eukaryota; Metazoa; Chordata; Aves; Trogoniformes; Trogonidae
Product: adenylate cyclase type 7-like
Exons: 16
Biological process (GO): adenylate cyclase-inhibiting G protein-coupled receptor signaling pathway; intracellular signal transduction; adenylate cyclase-activating G protein-coupled receptor signaling pathway
Cellular component (GO): plasma membrane
Molecular function (GO): adenylate cyclase activity
Source: RefSeq, a predicted model, not a curated record